GGUAUCUUUUGUUGGGGGGGGGGGGGGAGGGAAUGAUGGCAAUUAGAUGAUACUUAUCUGGCUCUUUGAUGUGUAUUUACACAAACGACGUUUUCCUCCGAGACUUGAGGUAUAAAAGAGCCGUGCUUCCCCACACCCUUCUUCUCGGCAGCUCCGAAAAGCGGCAGGAUGACCAAGGCCCCUUUUUCUGUGGAGUGGCUGUCCCAGAGCAGCCAAGCCCCCAAGAGUCCCACCCAGAGCACCCCGCGCCGAGCAUCCCCCUCGGCCGCCGGCCGCCGGCUCGCCUCGGGCUCCAGACCCGGACUGAGCGAACGGAGCAAGGAGAAAGGCGCCGGGAAAGGCGGCAGGAGCAGCAGGGAGCCUUCGGCAGCACCCCCCGCUGCAGGUGCAGCGGGGCAGCCCCCAGAGGAGCGGGGCCGCGAGUGCUCGUGCCCCGAGGAGCCGAGGGGCGGCCGGCGGCUGCGCACGGCGUUCAGCGCCGAACAGAUCAGCACCCUGGAGAGUUCCUUCCAGCGGCACCGCUACCUGGGCGCCGCCGAGCGCCGCAAGCUGGCGGGCAAGAUGCGGCUCUCCGAGGUGCAGAUCAAGACCUGGUUUCAGAACCGCCGGAUGAAGCUCAAGAGGCAGCUGCAGGAGUUGAGGCCGGAGCCUUUCUGCGUCCCACCGCUCCCUUUCGGACCUCAGGUGUCCCUGCCACUCACCUACGUGGCCCGGCCCCCACCUCUGCCCGGGCAUGAGGCUGCCCCCGGGGCCUUAGCCUUGGCAGCGCUGCCAGCACCCACCCUGGACAUCAGCAAUGCCUGCAGAGCGCAGCCUGUGGGCUUCUGGGCAGCACCCUGCUUUGUAGGGUACAAGGAUCCCAGGGCUUUCUUGCUGAGUGUCUGACCCACUGGUACGGACUGUGACUAAGGAGAAUUUGCACUAACGAUAACUAUAUCUGGGCUGCUCCUGCCUGCAUCUGCCUGCUGGAGUUCUGGUGCAGCACUGCGCAAGGUAUUCCAUACGUACUGGACGAUCCAGAUCACAGACUUCAUGUCAAGCUGACAGUCAAACUCACACAUAGUGGGGUAAACAGUAGUAUAAAAGGAAUCACCUAACAAACUUAAUCACUUUUUAGCUUUCAUCUGAAUUUGUCACAUGGACUGCAGAACUAAUUAUCCUGCCCUGAAAGAGUUCCUCCCAUUAAAUGAAGCAUAGUCCUUAUUCUCAAGAUCUGUUCUGGCCCUAAUAGAGAAAGAAUAAUCUUUCAUGUAUUGUACCUUGCAAUUUACUGAGGAUAUGAAUUUCCCUCUGUUCCUUACAAGGGUUGUCCAGUCUCUCAGCUGCUUCCCGUAUGGCACUUCAGGGGAGCUGUGUUUUAACCAGAUAUGUAGAUACAUUGGGAACUAGUUACCAAUAUUUAUUACUGGGCCUGCAAUGACAGCAGAAUUUGUAUUGGAGCCCUGGAAAUGACGUAUAUAAUAUGAUUUUUAAGAUUAAAAAUGUGACUUUCUAUAAAAAUAUGGAAAUACCUCAUCACAAUUUCACAGGUGGUCUCAGUGGAUUAACAAGGGCUUCUUGCAUUCUUGGAAAGAUCUUGGAUCUUGGGAUCUGGCCUUGCAGCUUAUACUGUCUCAGCAUAUUGCAUGUGCCUAAUAGGAUAUGAGGAUGAUUAUAAAAAGAAAUGCAACAUUUCAAAGCUAUUUUUCUCUAAAUGGCAGUAAAGUUUGUUACCAUUGUGCUAUGCACUUUUUAUUUGAAUAAUGCUCAUGAUUUGAUAAUGUCUGAUGAUUAAAAUGGCCUGAUUUCAGUCUAGAGAAAGGGCUCUGAGAAAUGAUCCUUGACUGAUGUAAGUUGUCAUAAAUCUUUCAAAGCUGAUUGUGAACUAACAUGAAAA
Messenger RNA from Numida meleagris (helmeted guineafowl), 1876 nucleotides. RefSeq names its product homeobox protein ceh-1-like. Gene Ontology annotation, biological process: regulation of DNA-templated transcription. The coding region runs from base 169 to 885 and encodes 238 amino acids. The transcript has 3 exons. The record is from RefSeq and is a predicted model, not a curated record. Lineage: Eukaryota; Metazoa; Chordata; Aves; Galliformes; Numididae. Gene Ontology annotation, molecular function: DNA-binding transcription factor activity, RNA polymerase II-specific; DNA binding.